Messenger RNA from Papaver somniferum (opium poppy), 1659 nucleotides. RefSeq names its product zinc finger BED domain-containing protein RICESLEEPER 2-like. Gene Ontology annotation, molecular function: DNA binding. Lineage: Eukaryota; Viridiplantae; Streptophyta; Magnoliopsida; Ranunculales; Papaveraceae. The transcript is spliced from 4 exons. The coding region runs from base 1 to 1659 and encodes 552 amino acids. The record is from RefSeq and is a predicted model, not a curated record.
AUGACUAGGAUAGAUGAUGAAUGGGCUGAAUGCCGUUAUUGCCAUAAUAAAUACAAAGAUCACAAUGACAAUAAUGGCACUUCUGGAUUGCGAAAGCAUUUGAAUAGAUGUCUAAAGAAUCCUAACAGGAAGAAAGAAAAGGGACAACCAUCUCUGUUGAUGCCACCCCCAAAACCAGGUCAGGAUGGUAAACUUAUUGCUCAUACUUACAAUUAUGAUAGGUUAAGAAGGCGUCUUGUUGAGUGGAUAAUUAAGGAUGAAAUUCCUUUUAGAAAAGUAGAAGGGUCAGGCUUUGUGGCAUUGAUGCAAGAGGCACAACCUAGGUUCAAGGUUCCAGGACGUCACACAGGUAUUGCAAUCGGUGAGAAGUUGGUGGAUUGUUUGGAAGAUUGGGGUCUAAAAGAUGUGUUUGGUGUCACUCUAGACAAUGUCAGCGCCAACACAGUGGCUAUGGAUCAUCUGAAGCAAGUUGUUACUAGCUGGACAAGAUCACCAAUCAGAGCUAAAUAUUUACAUGUGAGGUGUUCAGCCCAUGUUCUUGCUCUUGUCAUAAAAGAUGCAGUACGACUCUUUAAUGAAUCUGUUAAAAGGAUAAGGUCAGUUGUAAAAUAUGUUCUUGGUUCUCCUUCUAGGUAUGAAAAUUUUAAACAAUGUGCUUCCCUAGCAAAGGUAGAUUAUAAGAAAGCACUGAAUUUAGAUGUAUACACUCGAUGGAAUAGCACUUACUUGAUGUUAGAAGCUGCUCAAAGAUAUGAAAAAGUUUUUGCAAUGUUAGCACAGAUUGAUAAGGACUUUCAAGAGAGGUUUAUUUUUGAGCAAGACAAGGAAUCUGUUUUACCAAGUGAUGAUGCUAUUGAGGAAGCUAUAGCUAGUGAUGAUAUCUUGGAAGAAGUGGUUGAGGAUAUGGAAGAAGAUGAAGAGGUUGAGGAUAUGGAAGAAGAGGUAAAUAAGAAGAAGAAAAAGAAAGUAAAGACUCAUGCUCCUUAUGCAGAAGAUUGGGCUUAUGCUAAAGGUCUUGUGAAGUGUUUAAAGGUAUUCUUCGAUGGAACUGUAAAUUUUUCUGCUUCUACACAAGUCACUACUCAUUCUUUCUUAUGGGAGUUGGUAUUCAUCCAUGAACAAUUAAUUGAAUUUAGAGAAAAUGUAGCAUCAGAUCCAUUUAUUUCACGUAUGUCUCGUCUUAUGUUUGCCAAGUACAAUAAGUAUUGGGGUGUGUACGAGAAAAUGAAUCCUGUUAUGUUUUUUGCUCAAUUGUUGGAUCCAAGAGAGAAACUAAAGGGGCUAGAAUUUACUCUUAAUUGUUUGUUUGAGAACAAUUUGUGGGAGGUUCAAAGAAUCAUGAGAAAGGUGAAAUUAGAAUUUCAGGAACUCUUUGAUGAUUAUAGUUUAGUGUAUUCAACUCAUGAGGAAGGGUCAUCUAGUGUUGCUUCGGUAGUUGCCAGUUCAGUUAGCACGCCAUCUCAAGGGUUGAAAUCAAGAAUUCAAUCAAGGAAGAGACAGCAUUGGGACAACCCAAGUUGUGUUGAAGAAGCAAGAACAACGGAGUUAGAUAGGUACUUGACAGAUGUGAUGAUGGAUGGAAAAAUGCGUGAAGUAGAUCAAGAUGAUGACUUUGACAUAUUGGCUUGGUGGCAGGCUAAUGCAAACAGUAUCCUCUGA